AAACAAGAUAAAACAUCAUAGUCAUCUCUUGUUCGAUCAAACCGAGGUAAGAAAAACAAGUGCAAAUUCUUGAGCUUUCUUGAUCAUAAAAAUUGCAUCUUUAACUCUGCUCUUUCUUCAAAUUGACUAGCCAUGGCAUCUUCCUUUCAUCUCCUCUCCUCCUCUCCCACCCUUCUGGACAGAAGAUUGAGAUUCCCAGUUCAAUCUGUAAGGCCUAAUCACAUUUUCAACUUCCCCAGAUCAUUUCCCCUAAUUCAAAAGCAAGCUUUCUCUGCAAUUUCUUCUUCUUCUCUUGAUACUGGUUUGACUACUGAGCUCGAUGCUGUGUCUUCCCACAGUGAAGUAGUUCCUGAUACUGUUAUUUUCGAUGAUUUCGAAAGGUUCCCUCCUACUGCUGCCACUGUUAGCUCUUCUCUGCUCCUUGGUAUUUGCAGUCUUCCUGAUACCACAUUUAGGGGUGCUGUUGACACUGCAUUGGCAGACAGGAAAUGCAACGCUUCUGAUAGCUCAGAUGCUCGAAUGUCAUGCUUCUUUAACCAGGCUUUAGUAAAUGUUGGAUGUGAUCUAGCAAAGCUAGUUCCAGGUAGAGUCUCGACUGAAAUUGAUGCUCGUCUUGCGUAUGACACAAAUGGCAUCAUUAGCAAGGUGCACGACCUGUUGAAUUUGUACCGUGAAGUUGAAGUUCCCCCAGAGCGUUUGUUGUUUAAAAUUCCAGCAACUUGGCAAGGAAUUGAGGCAUCAAGAAUAUUGGAAUCUGAGGGUAUACGGACUCACAUGACUUUUGUUUACAGCUUUUGUCAAGCUGCAGCAGCUGCUCAGGCUGGAGCUUCAGUUAUUCAGAUCUUUGUUGGUCGAAUCAGGGAUUGGGCACGUCAUCGCAGUGGUGAUCCUGAGAUAGAAGCUGCUCUCAAGAGAGGAGAAGAUCCUGGAUUAGCUUUGGUGACGAAAUCUUACAGUUACAUUCACAAAUAUGGCCAUAAUUCUAAGCUAAUGGCUGCAGCUAUUCGGAACAAACAGGACGUGCUUCAUGUUUUAGGGGUUGACUAUAUCAUUACUCCGUUGAAGAUAUUGCAAGCGCUGAAGGAAUCUGUGACUCCUGACGACAAAUAUUCUUUUGUGAAAAGACUAUCCCCAGAGUCAGCUAAUGCUUACAAUUUCAGUGAAGAAGAGCUUGUACAGUGGGACCAAUACAGUUUUGCAUCAGCUAUGGGACCCGCUGCUGUUGAGCUUUUGGCUGCUGGUUUAGAUGGCUAUGCUAAUCAAGCGAAACGAGUUGAGGAGUUUUUCGGAAAGAUUUGGCCACCACCAAACGUCUAAGUAUUAUGUUACUGCAGAGAAGUUGACAGUCCUAAAUAAAACAAGUUGAGUCCAAGUUUUUUCUGUAAUGUUCAAGCUCUGCGGCUCUGUCCUUUGCGCUGUUUCUCUGUUAAUCUUCUGUAGUGACCCUUCUCUCAUGCAUGUUGCAACGCAGAGUCAUGUUUUUUUUUAUUGUACUUUCAUGUUAGAUUGUUCAGUGCAAGUAAAUUGUUCGGAUAAUAGAUUCAUGAUUAAAUUUAGAUGCAAUGAACUGCUAAGAUGGCGAAA
This is a messenger RNA of Daucus carota subsp. sativus, 1584 nucleotides long. RefSeq lists its product as uncharacterized. Lineage: Eukaryota; Viridiplantae; Streptophyta; Magnoliopsida; Apiales; Apiaceae. Gene Ontology annotation, biological process: pentose-phosphate shunt; pentose-phosphate shunt, non-oxidative branch; carbohydrate metabolic process. The coding region runs from base 133 to 1317 and encodes 394 amino acids. Gene Ontology annotation, cellular component: intracellular anatomical structure; cytoplasm. The transcript is spliced from 13 exons. The record is from RefSeq and is a predicted model, not a curated record. Gene Ontology annotation, molecular function: transaldolase activity.